Mixia osmundae IAM 14324 is the source of this 798-nucleotide messenger RNA. RefSeq lists its product as uncharacterized. Lineage: Eukaryota; Fungi; Basidiomycota; Mixiomycetes; Mixiales; Mixiaceae. The record is from RefSeq and is a predicted model, not a curated record. The coding region runs from base 1 to 798 and encodes 265 amino acids. The transcript is spliced from 2 exons.
AUGGAUGAAGCAUUCGGUGGCUUGGCUCUUGACGAUGAGAGCCAAGCAGGCAGGAACGUGUCAGCCCGCCAGCAGCGGAUAGAUGCCGCUCGAGCAGCUUCCAAGUCUUAUCAGCCCAAAAUCGACAGCGAUCAUUGGUACGAGAGUGACAGGUACGCGGGCAAAGGCAAGGAGAACGAGUACAGGAUCAAUGCACUCUACUUCAGUAAAGACUACGCAGCCUGCUUUCGACUCUGCAUCGAAUCACUCGACCGAGUCUCGCAUAUGACAGAAUCAGAUCUCGCAGGCAGAGAUGAAGCGCAACCACAACACAGCGCCAAAGCGUCAGCGGCAUCCGAACGAUCCGCAGUCUGUGCUGCUCUGUGUGACACUGCGCUGCGCUGCGCUAUACAUCUAGACUUGCGCGACGACCAGCAAGUCGCCAGACUGCUGGCCAUGCAGCGUGAUCGCUUCUGGCGCUCUCAGCCGGGCAGUGUCCUCACAAGUCUGGACUAUGCUCUUCUUGUCAAAGAUGACAGACGGGCACUGCAAGCGUUGAUCGCCUACCUAGGUAAGACUCCCGGCGCAAUUCCUGCUUACCUUGCGCUCUUCAGCAAGCUCGUUGCGGCGAUCGUGCCUGAUGAGACGGCCAAGUCAGACGAAGAGCUUGCCAGCUUGCUCCAUCUGUCGAAGCCAGAGAUUGUGACGCUCGAACGUAUCCUGACGGUGCAAAACGAUAGAGACGCUCGUCAGUCCAACAGCAAGGCCGGCCUGCAGGUUGCGCAAGAGUCAGAGAAACAGACACUCUCUGCAGGCUGA